GGCCUCCUUUCUAGACGAUGGUGUUGUUCUAGACCUCCUGCCAAAAGCUUGUGGCUCUGGAAUCGAUGCAACGUCCUGCUAUUACUCUUGAUGCUUCGACGUGCUUGUAGGUUGGUGGCGCAAAGCCCAGAGGUGGGGUGUUUCGCCGCUGAUUAUAGAGACUCCAUAACUUGGAGAGAAGCGUUUGCAUCUGUACUGCACUGCACCAGUUUGAGUGUAGUUGGGUUCAUUGGAAUCUCACGACAACCAUGGGGCGGGAGCCACACCCAUGUUGCGAUGCGUCUUCGACGAGCAUAUAUGGGGAGUUGGAGGCCCAGGAGUUUUAUGACAAGCAUGGGGUUGCGUACGUCGAGGAUACGCUGGUGAACUCGCGGGGUUUGAGGCAAUGUUGGCGUUCGUGGGUGCCGGUGGGGGAGGAGUUGCGGGGCGUGGUUUGCGUAUGUCAUGGCUAUGGUGCGGAUUCUGGAUGGUUGGUGCAGCUGACGUGCAUUGCUAUCGCAAAGGAGGGUUACGCGGUUUACGCCAUUGACCACCAAGGUCAUGGUAAAUCUGAGGGUCUCAAGGGACAUAUUCCUGAUAUUAAUGUGGUUGUCGACGACUGCAUUGCCUUCUUCGAUCCCAGGCGGGACUCCCACAAAGGCCUACCCUUUUUCUUAUAUGGUGAGUCAUUGGGUGGAGCCAUUGCUUUGCUUAUUCACCUCAGGCAGCCGGAGCUUUGGCAAGGAGUCGUCCUUAAUGGCGCUAUGUGUGGGAUCGGCAAAUUCAAGCCCCCUUGGCCAGCUGAAUAUUUGCUUGGCCUUAUUUCGGGUUUUAUUCCCACUUGGCCGAUUGUUCCUACGAAAGAUAUUCCUACCGUAUCUUUCAAGGAGCCAUGGAAGCGCAACCUUGCUCGGAUCAAUCCAAACAGAUACACUGGCAGGCCUCGAGCUGCUACCGCCCGGGAAUUUUUGCGAGUUGUCAAAGAGAUAGAGGAUCGGGCAUCAGAAGUUACAGCUCCGUUGCUCAUUUUACAUGGAGAUCAAGACAUAGUGUGCGAUCCCGAUGGCAGCAAGACGCUGCACCAAAAUGCAGCCAGCAAAGACAAAACUCUGCAUCUCUAUCCAGGAAUGUGGCACCAGCUAGUGGGUGAGCCCACGGAAGGAGUAGAGCAAGUGUUCGGAGACAUGUUUUCGUGGCUGGAAACACAUCUGUCUCCACAAGCUUGCACUUGAACAACUUCAUUGAAAUCUCUUUUUCACAUCAUUUGAUAUUCCUCUCUGCCAAUUGUAGCCUGGAUUCGAAGUCUGAAACUUGCAAACCCAAGACUUUCUCUACCCCACAUAGAAGGAUCUCAAAAGAAAAAAUCUAGUACCCUUGUUUUAUGUACAAUCUGUUCAGACAGUAUAUUUUUUGAAAAACUAAAAUGUAAUAUAGUGUGACAUUUACGUUCAAAUACGCACGUGACAUUGGACUUUG
Molecule: messenger RNA, 1455 nt
Organism: Physcomitrium patens
Lineage: Eukaryota; Viridiplantae; Streptophyta; Bryopsida; Funariales; Funariaceae
Product: caffeoylshikimate esterase
Source: RefSeq, a predicted model, not a curated record